Molecule: messenger RNA, 1478 nt
Organism: Morus notabilis
Lineage: Eukaryota; Viridiplantae; Streptophyta; Magnoliopsida; Rosales; Moraceae
Product: transmembrane protein 120 homolog
Exons: 9
Coding region: 240-1313 (357 amino acids)
Cellular component (GO): membrane
Source: RefSeq, a predicted model, not a curated record
UGGGAGUGGAGGAAGUGGAAUAUAAUUACACAAAUUGAGAGAGAGAAAAAAAAAUUAGAAUGUAUAUUUACGCAAUUAAUUUUCCACAAAAAGAGGGAAUAAGGAAUUCGCUAUCCUGUUUCAGGUGUUUCGAGAGGCACUGUUAAGAAUAUUAACGACAACAUAAAAGAAGAAGAAGAAGAAGAAGAAGAAGAAGAAGAAGAAGAAGAGGAAGAGGAAGAAAUAGGCGAAUUCAAGAAAUGGGCGAAAACAUCAAUAGGAAUUCUGAUAAUUGGAGUGAAGAAAUAGAAGAAGAAAUUGGGAAGGCGGUGGAGCAAGCGAAGGAGCUUCAGGAGGCGGCUUCGUCGUUCCUCAACGGCACGACCUCCGAGGAGCAAUCCCUCCGCAGCCGCGCCCAGUCGCUCGAUUCCUCGCUCCGCCGCCUCAGAUCCCUCCUCCACUCCGACAAAUCCAAUCUGUUGGAUCCGAAGCUCGACGAGGAUUUGCAGAGAGCCAGAUGUAUUCUCACCGACGGAGACGCCGCUUCCUUUCUUCCUGUCAAACCCCAGGGUCGGUUUCUGAGGAUGUUUCUGGGUCCGAUUAAUGUGCGUGCCGCUCGCAAAGACAUCCAGCUCAAGGUUAAAGAGGAGUACAACAGUUAUAGGGAUAGAACCGCCCUUCUGUUUCUUCUUUUCCCAUCAAUUCUGCUUAUUCUAAGAUCUUGGAUUUGGAAUGGAUGCCUGCCAGCAUUCCCAGUUCAGCUGUACCAGGCAUGGUUGUUGUUCCUAUACACGGGUCUGGCAUUGCGUGAAAACAUACUAAGAGCUAAUGGAAGUGACAUCCGCCCAUGGUGGAUAUACCAUCAUUAUUGUGCCAUGGCCAUGGCCCUUGUUAGUCUCACAUGGGAGAUUCAGGGGGAGCCUAAUUGUUCUCAGAAACAGAGAGGAGUCCAUCUUUUCCUACAAUGGGCUUUGAUGCAAGGAAUUUCUAUGCUUUUACAAAAUAGAUAUCAACGCCAGAGACUCUAUACUCGUAUUGCAUUGGGAAAGGCUAAGAGAAUGGAUGUUGUCUGGGGAGAAACUGCUGGUGUAAUUGGUCAGUUGUGGGUGCUGUGUCCUAUCUUAUUUAUUUUGCAGGCUUUUGAGGCAUACGUUGGACUGCUAUUGCUCAGGACUGCACUGGAUGGGGUUGUUUCUGAAUGGCAGGUGAUUUUUUGCGGGAUCCUUUUGGUUCUAAUGGCCGUCGGAAACUUUGUAAAUACAGUACAGACACUCAUGGCAAAAUCAAGAUUUAAGGCAAAGAUGAAAAGGAGCAAGAGCAAGCAGGAAUUCUAGUGGGACAUUCCUGCUUCAUGGAAUCUAGGCUUUGGUAUGUUUCUGCGUACAUGUGUUAGUUAGACUGUGGAAAGCCGAAGCAGCGGAGACUGUCUUUCAUAAAAGAAAAUGUUGUCACUCUAACCUUAAUCCAAAUGCAUCGUGAUCUGUGUUCUGCCCGUAGUA